Molecule: messenger RNA, 1200 nt
Organism: Cotesia congregata
Lineage: Eukaryota; Metazoa; Arthropoda; Insecta; Hymenoptera; Braconidae
Source: the annotation of a GenBank genome assembly
AUGGCACCUCUUGACCCAAAAAAGAGAGCAGCAUCGGACUCCGUAGAUACUCUCAGAUUAAAUGAAGCAACGAGAAAUAUUACUCGUAGAAAAGGGCGACUACAAACGUUUGAAAUUGAAAAAAUUUUCCAAGAUACAAUAAAAGCAAAAAGUAAACAACCAGCUAUGCCUAACUUAAACCGAUCAAGAUCAUCAUCUAUAGCCUCAAACCCAGAUACCGAUAAAGCAGGAACCCAUAACAACGAUGAAUGGAAAGUUCCCAGAAAAACAAGUAAAGUACCUACCCAAGGUAAUGGAGCAGAAAUGGAGACAGAAAAUCCCUACGCAAACCUCCAUGAAACAGAUGGCGCACCUCAACAAACACAAACCGGUGAAAGUCGAAAUCAAACUGGGAAUAACACCCAAACCAACAACAAACCAAAAUCUCGACCUCCCCCAAUUUUUAUAAACAAUACUAAUAUUAAUGAGUCCAUUAAUAAACUCACUAAUGAAAAUAUUGAUAAAAAAUUGUUUACAAUUUAUGUAAACAAAACAAAUCAAACCAUUUUCGCCAAAGACAAUGAUACGUACGACAAGGUUAAAACCGUACUCACUAACAAAGUCGAAUUUUAUACCUUUACAAAAAAAGAAGAUAAAUCAAUAACAAUCCUUCUUAAAAAUGUGGCUGGAAUCUUUGAUGAACAAAGCAUCACAGAAGAGAUCAAAGAACUAAACCUUAACCAAGUGGAAAUAACCAAAGUCAAAAAACUUUCAACAAGAAAAGAGCAAGAAAAAAAACACUUCAUAGUCCAAAUAUCUCCUAGUAGCGUCCUAAAAAAUCUGACAGACAUCAAAAAACUGUGCUGCCAAAAAAUCAAGUGGGAAAAAUUACGCAAGCCCAAAAUAAUCCAAUGCACCAGGUGCCAGAGAGUAGGUCACUCAGCAACAACAUGCGGAAUGAAUUACAGGUGCGUGAAAUGUGGGGAAAGUCAUCCCAAAGAUCAAUGCAAAAUGAGAAAAGAUGAUGACAGAAAAAAUCUUACCUGCGCAAACUGCGGUGAAAAGGGCCACCCAGCCAACUACCAAGGCUGUCCCUACUUAAAACUGGCUAACAAGGAAAAACAGCAAGAAACUCAUAAGCCCCACCAACCAAGAUUUAUAAACAGACCCAGUUCGCAGACCAGUCCAGAGUGGACUCCAAUUCAAUCAAAUUACUGCUAA